AUGGCAGAGUCGAAGCAGUCUACUUUCCAAGCUGUGCCGUCGGGGCGAAUUGUGGUGGUGGGCACACUCCUUCUUGGGGUUACGUCACUCCUGGAGAUCUCCCGGCGUGCCGCGCGCCGCACACGCCGUGAUGCAGUACAGGGAAUCGAAGUGCCCAUGGCAGGUGGGUGGCAGCCCUUGCUAGGGCACUUGUUCCGCCUGCGGCGCUACGUGGCUGGAAAUGCCAGCUUCGCUCCAGGGCGCUGGGCACUGGAUGUCUUGAACCAGGAGGGGCUCAGAGUCUUUUGUGGAGAUUUCCUCGGCAUGAAGAUGAUCAGUGUGGCCGAUACUGCUCUUGCGGAGGAGGUCAGCACAGGAGAGCCUGAUCGAUUCACAAAGGAUUUCCUGAAGUUUUCACCAGGUGGUGAUUUGCUCCUGGAAUCCUUUGGUCGCGGUCUCGUUUUUGCCAGCACGGAGGAUCCCGAGUGGCAAGUGGCUCAUCGAAUCCUUCGAGCACCAUUUUCCUCCAGGGGGGUCAAAGCAAUGGGUCCACUGAUGUGCCAACAGGCCGAUGAGCUUGUGAGGGCCUUACGUCGUGAUGUUGGGCACGGAGGUGUGGCGUAUAUUGACACUUGGGUUACCAAAAUGGCUUUGGAGACUAUUGCAGUCUGCGGCUUGGGUACCUCCCUGGGUUGUUUUGAGUCUUCAGAGACGCCUCCAUUUGUGACGUCUCUCAACAAGCUCAUCAGUUGCUUGAUGAACUUGAGCCGAUGUCCACGGUGGCUGCGCCCAUUUUUGAUGCCUUUCCGUGUGCGAGAGUUCCGCAGAGAGAGCCAGAGGCUCCGGCAGCACUGCCUCGAUUUGAUUGAGAAGCGUGCCGGCAGUUCUGCCGUUGGUGCGCGGAAGGAUCUUCUGGACGUGAUGCUGCUGGAUAGCGACACGAAGAGCGGACGCAAGAUGACGCUUGACAUGGUCACAGACAAUGUGUUGACUUUUCUCUUUGCGGGCCAAGACUCGACUGCAGCUGCCAUGGCUUCGUGCUUGUGCUAUCUUUGCGCACACCCGGCGUGCAAGGCCAAGCUCGUGGAGGAAAUAGAUGAGGUUGUGGGAAAGGGUGCGCUGGAGUGGGACCAUUUUGCUCGGAUGCCAUACCUAGACUCAUGCAUCAAGGAAACCUUGCGGUUGGUUCCGCCAGCCCCGGGAUUCAUACGUUAUCCAAAGGGAGACCAGCUAUUGGGGAAGAAGUGGCGCAUUCCAGGCGGCGUGCCUGUCCUUGUGAACAUAAUGGCCAUCCACUAUGACCCCAAAAUCUGGGGUGAGGACGCUGCCAUGUUCCGGCCAGAGCGUUGGCAGCAGGCUCCUCGAGAGAAGUUUGCUUUUAUCCCCUUCGCACUAGGCCCACGAGCCUGCACUGGAAGGGAGUUUAGCGUGCUGGAGCAGAAGGUGACUCUCGUGAAGCUGUUGCAGCAGUUCGACUUUGAACGACCUGCCCAAGUCCAGCAAAAGCCCGGCUGCACCACCAUCACGAGUGAUCAGAUGAAGCACCCGCCUUUCAUCAGCAUGGAUGUGGAGAUGAAGCAGGACACCGCAUUUCAAGGGCCAGUUUUGGCACAGCAGACGGCAUCGCGUCACACGCCAGACAACAGUCAGUCGAAACGGCUGAACGGAUACCACGGGCAAGCACAGGAAGAGCGAGCAAAGAAGCGCGGGAUGGAGGGCCAUGCAAGUGCAGAGAUCGGCACCGACGAGAGCGAGUCUGGAGAGGGCCGUGUGAUAGAGAAGAGGUCCUUUUUGCCACGCCGAGCGAUGGCGACAAAGCGCCACGAGGGGACACGCACCAAAGUUGGCGCUGUGGCGCUGACAGGGCUGUCAGCCGCCUGUGGCGCCACAUGGCUGGCUUCUGCGUUCGUCGCGCCUGCGGUUCCCCUCCGCCUGCAGCUGCGCAGCGCGCUGGUGGAUGAUCCACUGCAGCAGACCAGCGCACUUCCAGGAAGCGCGGGCGCAGUCAGCCCGGCCGGCAGCUGUCUUGCCAUGGGAGCCGUUGGAGUGGCGGCUGCGGUUGCGGCUGCUGCCCUGCGCAAGGGCCGCUCCAGUCGGGCUGUUCGCCAAGCGGAGCCAGAGCCUGGGCCCCAACCCGGACGAGAGCCGGAAAUCGAUCCGAGAAGGCAAGACCCACCCAACACCGUCCCGCCGGUUCGUAUGCCGAUGGUGGACACGGGCAAGGGUGAGAAGCUGGAUGUGAUGUCCAAGCUACUUGAAGACCGCAUCAUCAUUCUGGGUGGCGAGGUGAAGGAUGAGAUGGCUCAGAUUUUGGUCGCUCAGAUGCUCUACCUGGCCAACACGGAUCCGGACCAAGACAUCACUAUGUACAUCAACUCUCCAGGAGGAUCCGUCUCUGCAGGAAUGGCCAUCUAUGACACCAUGCAGUUCAUUCCGUGUGAUGUGAGCACCGUGUGCUUCGGCAUGGCUGCCUCCAUGGGCUCCUUCCUGCUGUCUGCUGGAACCAAGGGCAAGCGAAAGAGCCUGCCAAACUCUCGCAUUAUGAUCCAUCAGCCCUUGGGCGGAGCACAGGGCCAGGCCGCCGACGUCCGGAUCCAGGCUCGCGAGAUUCUUCACAUGCGUGAAAUUCUCAACAUGCACCUGGCAGAUGCCACCGGGCAGCCGAUUGAUGUUAUCGCCAAGGACUGCGACAGGGACAAUUUCAUGACUCCGGAGGAGGCCAAGGACUAUGGGCUCAUCGAUGAAAUCACGCCAACCAAGGCGUGGCCUCGCAUCCAGAAGCCCAAGCGCCACCGGUGUCACCAGCUGGUGGAUGCAAUGAGUUUCUGUGAGCUUCCUAUUCCUUAUAUGUUUAGUGGAUAUACGAAUCGACAGAGUCGUUUUGAUCACCAGGAUCGGUUCAGGCUAAGCCCUGAGCCCCUUAUGGUUCAAGCACUUGGCCUUCUGCGGCAAGAGCUCUUGCGGCACAAGGACGACGAGGAAGAGAUGCUCUACAGCCGCGCGCAGCUGGCGUUAAUGUACCUGGGCAUCUGCACCCUGCUGCCGUACAACUGCCUUCUAAACGUGCAGCCAUACUUCAAAGAGUAUCCGUUUAAGGACCUGGACUUUCCUUUUACGAGCAUGAUGACAUAUUCCCUAUGCCUUUGCUCUUCCCAGAUCUGGCUGACUUGCAGAGGAGACGGUAUCUCCGUGAACAAGCGAAUGGGCACUGCGCUUAUAUCGCAAGUUCUGGUUUGCUCGGCCUUCUUUGGCUUGACGUGGGCAUCGUCUGGGCCCAGUGCGACGGGAUGGUAUGUGCCGAUGUUAGUUGUCAUCGCCGUCUUGGCCCUGUCGAACAGUAUCCUUCAGACUGGAGUCUUUGGGGUUGCAGGUUCGAUGACCUCUGAGAUGUCUGCAGCGGUCAUGCUUGGCUUGGGUAUGUCCGGUUUAGUGAGUUUCUUUAUUUCGCUUCUGAUACAGGCUGUGCAGCAUGCGAUGAAUCGAGAAAGCGGCGACUCUGCACGUUCUGGCAUGGAGGUUGCCCUGCUCCUGUGGGCUCUAUGCAUCCUGCAAACAAUCACCUCAUGUUGGGUCUAUUUCGUGUACCUCCGGUACCGACUUCCGGAGACUGCAGAAGCCAUCGCCAUGCUGGAGCAGCAGCGAGCGACUCCUUCUGAGGCCUCCGGAAGGGAGAUCUCUUUCCCAGAAGUCGAGCAAAGCUCCACAUCGGACUUCAGCAAAGCUAGCUGGGCUCAGAUCUGGAAGAGGUUGGUGCCCAUCUUUGGAGAAAUUUGGCCUCAGGCAGUGAACGUGUGCUCCGUCUUCAUGGUCACCAUGACAGUGUUUCCGGGUGUGAUGGUGCACUGGGAGCCCAGUGCCAGCAGUCCGUUCGCUAAGGCCACGCAGGUUUAUGGAAACCUCCUCAUCGGCACAUUCCAGGUGGGCGACGUCGUGGGGCGAUCGAUAGCUGGGCCGAUUGGGAGAUGUGUGGGCCCGAAACGAUUAUGGAUCCUGGUCUUGUUGCGUUUUGUCUUCAUUCCACUUUUUAUGCUGGGGCAGCGCUCACCUGAAGCCUGCGUCCUGUGGGGAUCCGAUAUUGGCCGGGUGUGCCUCUGCGCACUUUUUGCCAUCAGCAACGGCUUGCUAGCAAACCUUGCCAUGAUGUACGGCCCGGACUGCUGCAGUACGCAGGAAAAGCGUGAAGUUGCAGGCAUGGCGAUGAGUGCCACGAUGGUGACAGGCAUCUUUGCCGGUACCUUGCUGGCUUUCGUGACGCAGGUCGGAAUCGCAGAGAACGGGCCAAGCCCAGCUCUGGUGAUGUACUGA
Symbiodinium necroappetens is the source of this 4284-nucleotide messenger RNA. The record is from the annotation of a GenBank genome assembly. NCBI's taxonomy places the organism in Eukaryota, Dinophyceae, Suessiales, Symbiodiniaceae.